AUGACUGAAAUUGAACAAGAUCAUGAUUACGAAUCUUUACCGGCAAAUUCUUCUUUGACUGCUAAUCUAAUCGCUGGUGCCCUAGCUGGUAUUGGUGAACAUACAAUUAUGUAUCCAGUAGAUAGUAUAAAGACUCGCAUGCAAAUUAUAAAUCCAACUCCACAAGCUGUCUACACAGGUGUUGCAAAUGCAUUUUCUCGUAUUUAUACAACAGAAGGCAUUC
Molecule: messenger RNA, 223 nt
Organism: Dentiscutata heterogama
Lineage: Eukaryota; Fungi; Glomeromycota; Glomeromycetes; Diversisporales; Gigasporaceae
Source: the annotation of a GenBank genome assembly